UGUAGUCACAUGAUCUGAUGCGCGUGUCUUUCCUGUUGCCGUGAACUUUUCUCUCCUCAUAUCCCAAAACAAACAAACAUGGCGGAUAUUGAGGAGCGGCGGAGUCUGUUAGGAGACGAGGAUGAGCGGUUUGUGGGUGACAGAGAGCCGCAGAGAGGAGCAGGAGGACCGGGAGCGAUGCCCGCCAUAUGCGACCCCCGCCGCCUCCUGCACAGAGUGGUUGUCCUCGUCUUCAUGUGCUUCCUGGGAUUCGGAAGCUACUUCUGUUACGACAACCCCGCUGCUCUUCAAACCCAAGUCCUGCAGGAUCUGAACUUGAACACUGAGAACUUCAUGCGGCUCUACGCCUGGUACUCCUGGCCCAACGUGGUGCUGUGCUUCUUUGGAGGCUUCCUGCUGGACAGGGUUUUUGGCAUCAGACUUGGAACCAUCAUCUUUUCGGUCUUUGUCUGUGCUGGACAAAUCGUAUUUGCCACUGGAGCUCUGUUAAAUCAUUUCUGGUUGAUGGAAGGUGGACGUUUUAUAUUUGGUAUUGGAGGAGAGUCCUUGGCUGUGGCACAGAACACAUACGCAGUCAACUGGUUCAAAGGAAAGGAGCUGAAUCUGGUGUUCGGUCUUCAGCUGAGCAUGGCUCGACUGGGCAGCACAGUGAACAUGAACAUUAUGGGCUGGGUGUACAGCAAAGUUGCAGGCCUUGUCGGCUCUCCUGGAUAUACUGCACUGGGCGGAUCGCUCAUGAUAGCUUCUGUAACCUGCCUGUUUUCACUCAUCUGUGCCUUGGUGUUGGCAUACCUUGACAAACGAGCUGAGAGGAUCCUCCAAAAGGAACAAGGCGGAACGGGUGAAGUAAUCAAGCUGACAGAUGUGAAACAUUUCCCCCUCACCCUGUGGCUCAUCUUCAUCAUCUGUGUGUGUUACUAUGUCGCCAUCUUCCCCUUUAUUGGACUGGGCCAGGUGUUCUUCAUUGAAAAAUUCAACUUUUCUCCGGCUGAAGCCAGAGCUGUCAACAGUAUUGUGUACAUCAUCUCAGCCCCCGCCUCUCCAAUUCUGGGUUUUCUGGUUGAUAAGACGGGAAGGAAUGUGGUGUGGGUAAUAAUUGCCGUGAUUGCCACACUCGCCGCACACAUGAUGCUGGCCUUCACCUUCUGGAACCCAUGGAUCGCCAUGUCCCUGUUGGGUGUUUCCUACUCCUUACUGGCCUGUGCUCUGUGGCCCAUGGUGGCCUUUGUGGUUCCUGAGCAUCAGCUGGGCACUGCCUAUGGCUUCAUGCAGUCGAUCCAGAACCUGGGACUUGCUCUCAUUGCCAUGGCAGCUGGAGCCAUACUGGACACCAGAGGAUACCUGGUUUUAGAAGUGUUCUUUUGUGCCUGCAUAUGCAUGGCACUGAUGGCAGUGGUGAUGCUGUACUUCGCAGAUUAUCUCAGAGGAGGAGAUUUGAACCAGUCAGCAGCAGCCAGAGCCAGACUUCAGAAAGAGGCCACUUCAGAUGCUGAAUGAUGAUGAUGGGAACACACAUGGCUGCACUGUCCACCCCAAAGCUGUCAAUCAACUGCCAAGGGGCAGGACUGAGCGUCUGACUCAGCCCCAGUGCUUGUGUCAUCUGUGGCUGUUCCCACCUGAACUAAACUGACUCUCUGACCCUGGAUAUUACAUCAUUUCUUUCCUAUCAGGACACUGAUUAAUUGCAUAUCCCUCUCUGGACACAGUGACUCCUCACACUGACUUUAUCUCUACCUCUCACUCGCCACCGACUCCUGGGUGUUUUUGAACUUCAGCCUGAAGUUUCCUCAGUUACACAAGAAAGUUAGCAAUGCAUGAAGAUUUACACAUUUAAAUGUCUUUUGUAUUCAGUGAAGAUGAGACCUGGAUCCAAAGGUUGUUUUUAUAUGUACAGAAAAAAUACAAUUUUAAACAUGUUUUUAUAUAUAUAUGUAUGUAUAUAUAUAUAUAUAUAUAUAUAUAUAUAUAUAUAUACAUAUAUAAUUCUUUCUUUUUUUCAAAUUGUCAGCAUUACUCUUUUAAUUUCCGUAUUAAAAACAACUAAUCAAUUAAUUAUUUACAUGAAAUUUGUCAGCAUUUUAAAGUAAUUCAACCAAAAUCUUCUUUGCUGAGUUUAUAUCCAAUUUUAAUCAUGUGCCUCAUUGACUCUCUUUAUGGUGUUGGAGUGUAGCACUUUAGUUUUAAUGUUUUUUAUUAUUAUUGCUCAGGUCUUUUAUUUCUUAAUUCCUUUGUCCGCUCAUCUCUGCUUUUUGGAAGUCAAAAAAAAAAGGUACAUUACUACAACAAUAAGAAAAGAAAAACAUUUAAAUUUUGAGUAAAUUCUAAUUCUAAUAAUAUGCAUAGAUUUAUUAAAGUGAUCUCUUGUAUAGUCGGUUCUGAAUAUUUUGCUCAUUUAUCAAGCUCAUGUAAUUCAUUUUUGUAAACACUUUCUCACAUUGUUGCUUACAUCAUUUGAACAGUGGAGGGAAAAAAAAAAACUCUGCUUCACUUCACCAUUCCAGAAUUGUGGGAAGAGGUUUGUCUCCCUGUGUGUUGUGAUCAGUCGCAGAUUAUUGUGGGUGAUUUAAAGUCACUACCUCAGUUAGACAAAUGACUUUUAGUCAAAUUCUUGACAAAAUGGCACUUGAGAGACUUGGGUCAGUAGCCUCUUCACAUUUAAAAUGACAGCUGUGUCACAGCCAGAGCCACCGCUCUCUUCAUUGUGUCUUUCAUUUGCACUACGAUGAUAUAACAGCAGCUCAGUCUUUGUAUCGUCGAGAAUAUACAGUAUAAUGUGUAUUAAUUGUUGUUGAUCUGUGUGCAUGAGGAUGUACGAUUUGAGGAAUUUGAAGAAAAUUGUACAUUGGAUAAAAACCCACGCGUCAUUUAUGUAUGACGUAAUAUAUUUGAUACAAGAUUGUUAAUGGAACGGUGAUCUUUUAAUUAAAGACGAUCUUUCACACCA
Messenger RNA from Solea solea (common sole), 2944 nucleotides. RefSeq names its product major facilitator superfamily domain containing 1 (gene mfsd1). Gene Ontology annotation, molecular function: transmembrane transporter activity. The record is from RefSeq and is a predicted model, not a curated record. Gene Ontology annotation, cellular component: lysosome. Bases 79 to 1497 code for a protein of 472 amino acids. Lineage: Eukaryota; Metazoa; Chordata; Actinopteri; Pleuronectiformes; Soleidae. Gene Ontology annotation, biological process: transmembrane transport. The transcript is spliced from 16 exons.